GUGGAGGAGGGUGGCAGUGGGCCUACCAAGCCCCUUCCCAAGUCAGCAGAGGCUGUGGUAAUCGGAGGGGGAAGCCUGGGAUGCCAGACCGUCUACCACCUAGCCAAGAUGGGCAUGACCAACGUGGUGCUGCUGGAGAGAGACCGACUGACCGCCGGAACCACCUGGCACACAGCUGGUAGGUAGUACCCACCUAGAAGCCUAUCUGGGCUGUGGCUUAUGCAACUAUGGAUUCAUGAAUGUGUAGGGUUUGUUUGUAAAUGGAUUCAAACUGUAUAUCAGUGUUUUUUAAAUCCUGGUCCUGGGGACCCAAAGGGUAAUCUGUGACCAACCGGCUCGAUUUGGUUUUCUGUAACAACAUUUGAAAUGGUGUUUUUUACAUUGGAUAAAAGUAGAGACUCCGAGAUAGAAAAUGGUAUAUCAUACACUACCGUUGAGGAACAAUGGGAAAGUAAUUCUGCUUUGAAAGUUGAUUUUGAGAAAUGUUGAAUGUUUUGAUACACCUACUGGAGAGCUCUUCUUUGUCUACACCCAUUCAGCAUCGUUCACACCCUCUUAAGCUUUAGCCCCACCCAUCUCGUUAAGGAUUCACAUGUGAGGCUAUGUACUAAACAACCAAAGAUUUCAAGACUAAAGGCUGGUUUAUACUACAGGUGUGUUCGUCAAUUUAAUCUGGAGUGCCAGAGUGUGCUCUGAGCGUUCGUAAGCUCCGAGCGUUGUCAGAUUGUCCGUUCGUAAGUUCAGAGUGUUUCGCUCUCGGAGCGCACACUGGACGCUCUGGCCGAGGAGUAGGUUUGAUCCGAGUGUUCUGACCUAACAACAGUACCCAAGCUAACUGGCUAACGUUGGCUAGCUUGCUAGCUACAGUACCAGUCAAAAGUUUGGACACACCUACUCAUUCAAGGGUUUUUCUUUAUUUUUACUAUUUUCUACAUUGUAGAAUAAUAGUGAAGACAUCAAAACUAUGAAAUAACACAUAUGGAAUCAUGUAGUAAUCAAAAAUAUAUUUGAGAUUCUUCAAAGUAGCCACCCUUUGCCUUUAUGACAGCUUUGCACAUUCUUGGCAUUCUCUCAACCAACUUCACCUGGAAUGCCUACACAUACUGACCAGCUCAUGUUAUGGACAGAAGCGCGCAACAUGGCAGACCCAUCUCUCGGCAUGUCCAGCCCACUCAUUAUCUCAGCCAAUCAUGGCUAGCGGGAAGGUUGCUUUCUUUUUUCCAUGUCUAAACCAACUAGGCUCUUAAUUUAACCAUUUUAUUCAUAUUUACAGAUGCCAUACAAGUUUGUUGUUAAGGCACAUGAAAGUUCACAUGUUCCAGAAGGCAUUUCUGCCAAAUAACGCAUUUUGAUAAAAAAAAAAGUUUACGUUCAAAUGGCGCUCCUGUGAAGUAGUGACGCGCGACAUACGCCACGUUUCCUGAAAUGAGUCACAUGGAGGAUGCAUUCAAGUUAAUGUCACAUUCAAUUUGGAUAGAAAAAUAAAUGCAUUAUGAUGACCACCAGGGUGUACCCUUCCAUGCAUAGAGAUUUUUUUCACUUUUGGUUACUUGACCUGAAUUGCAUACUCUAUGAAUAUGACCAUAGCACAUGAUUUAUGGCCUUUGGGGGGGCGGUGACGGGCAUUCUUAUGACAUUGCCAGCAGUAAGAUUUUAGCUCAAUUUCCAAAAAGACAUGCCACCGAAAUUGACGGAGUGGGUAAAGCACUGCGGACCCGGUACUGGGUCCAAAACAACCACACAGAGUUUAACAGGUUUAAAUGAAAAAAAUAUAACCACUGGGAUUGUUAAAGGGGAGUCUAAUUGGUUGGAAACCUCAUUAUUCUCUGUCUUCGUCUCUCGCUCUCUCUUUUUGUCUGUCUCUCUCGCUUUUUCUCUCUCCUGCUCCCUCACUAAUCAUCACUAUCUCUUAUGGUCUUGUGGUGUCUCUGUCCCAGGUCUGCUGUGGCAGCUGAGGCCCAGUGAUGUGGAGGUGGAGCUGCUAGCCCACACCAGACAGGUGAUCAGCCAUGACCUGGAGCAGGAGACCGGUCUAGAGACUGGCUGGAUCCAGAACGGAGGCCUCUUCAUCGCAUCCAACAAGCAGAGGCUGGACGAGUACAAACGCCUCAUGUCGGUACGUACAUAA
Messenger RNA from Coregonus sp. 'balchen', 2128 nucleotides. The record is from the annotation of a GenBank genome assembly. NCBI's taxonomy places the organism in Eukaryota, Metazoa, Chordata, Actinopteri, Salmoniformes, Salmonidae.